This is a messenger RNA of Manis javanica (Malayan pangolin), 2108 nucleotides long. RefSeq names its product adiponectin receptor 1 (gene ADIPOR1). Lineage: Eukaryota; Metazoa; Chordata; Mammalia; Pholidota; Manidae. Gene Ontology annotation, molecular function: signaling receptor activity. The record is from RefSeq and is a predicted model, not a curated record. Gene Ontology annotation, cellular component: plasma membrane. Gene Ontology annotation, biological process: adiponectin-activated signaling pathway.
GGUGACGCGGCCGCGGAGGUGACGCUGUGUGGUCGCGCGCCCCUUCCGGCGAGGGGAGGGCGCUGAAGAUCGGGGCCGCUCGGCCGCAGGCCGCCUGCAGCACCGCGGGAUGUAGCGCGGGGGACCGCGGCCCCCAGCAGAGCCCACCCGGCCGGCCUGUCCACCACCGCAGGGAGCUCUCUGCCCCCUGGGGCUGAGAGGCCCCGACCUUGCCCCAAGCUGUGGCUGAAGGGCAUUGAGGUACCAGCCGGAUGUCUUCUCAUCGAGGAUCUGUGGUGGCUCAGGGCAGUGGGGCUCCUGCCAGUGACAGGGAGACUGACACGGUGGAACUGGCUGAACUGGGACCCCUGCUGGAAGAGAAGGGCAAACGGGUAAUCGCCAGUCCAACCAAAGCUGAAGAAGAGCAGGCAUGCCCCGCGCCCCAGGAAGAGGAGGAGGAGGUGCGGGUGCUGACCCUUCCCCUGCAGGCCCACCAUGCCAUGGAGAAGAUGGAGGAGUUUGUGUAUAAGGUCUGGGAGGGACGCUGGAGGGUUAUCCCAUAUGACGUGCUCCCCGACUGGCUGAAAGACAAUGACUACCUGCUGCACGGCCAUAGGCCACCCAUGCCCUCCUUCCGGGCCUGCUUCAAGAGCAUCUUCCGCAUCCACACAGAAACCGGCAACAUCUGGACCCAUCUGCUUGGUUUCGUGCUGUUUCUCUUUCUGGGCAUCUUGACCAUGCUCAGACCAAACAUGUACUUCAUGGCCCCCCUGCAGGAGAAGGUGGUUUUCGGGAUGUUCUUUCUGGGCGCAGUGCUCUGCCUCAGCUUCUCCUGGCUCUUUCACACCGUCUAUUGCCAUUCAGAGAAAGUCUCUCGGACUUUUUCCAAACUGGAUUAUUCAGGGAUUGCCCUACUGAUUAUGGGGAGCUUUGUCCCCUGGCUCUACUACUCCUUCUACUGCUCCCCGCAGCCACGGCUCAUCUACCUCUCCAUCGUCUGUGUCCUGGGCAUCUCUGCCAUCAUUGUGGCACAGUGGGACCGGUUUGCCACUCCUAAGCACCGGCAGACAAGAGCAGGAGUGUUCCUGGGACUUGGCCUGAGUGGUGUUGUGCCCACCAUGCACUUUACGAUCGCUGAGGGCUUUGUCAAGGCCACCACAGUGGGCCAGAUGGGCUGGUUCUUCCUCAUGGCUGUGAUGUACAUCACUGGGGCUGGCCUUUAUGCUGCUCGAAUUCCUGAGCGCUUCUUUCCUGGAAAGUUUGACAUAUGGUUCCAGUCUCAUCAGAUUUUCCAUGUCCUGGUGGUGGCAGCAGCCUUUGUCCACUUCUACGGGGUCUCCAACCUUCAGGAAUUCCGUUACGGCCUGGAAGGUGGCUGUACUGAUGACUCCCUUCUCUGAGCCUUCCCACCUGAGGAGUGGAGGAGGAACUUCCUAAGUGCUUUUAAAAAUCACUUUGUUGACGUGAGAGGAAGAGUCCGAGCUGUCUGUUUCUAGGAGAAGCCUCUUAGAAAACCCAGUACCAACCAAGCUUCAGCCCACUUCACACCCACGGGGCAAUAAAAUUUCCAUUUCCCUAGCUAAGGGGUGGGGCCAGACUUAGUCAUGCCCCUCGGCAGUCCCCCUCCUCAGCAAGGCAACUACCGUCCUUCGCAGAGACAGGACUUUGAAGCUCAUGUUGAGAUUUUUACCCCUCCAACCAUUUUGGCAAAAAAUGAUAGACUGGGACUCUUCAGAAAUUCUGUUUCUAGAAGGAAAUGUCCCUCCCUUACCCCUGUCCAUACUUUGUAACCUGACUUAUAACAGGCCAUCCAUUUUUGUAGUACACUUUUCAAAAACAAGUAUAACCUGGUCCCAUCUUUUAGGGCCCGGACCUGCUCACACAGCAGAAAGAACAAAACCACCAAGUUGGACACAGCCCGGCUAAUCAUGAGAGUGUGUCCAGGCUUCAGAUAACUUGAGUUUUAAUUUUUUUUUUCUUGGCAGAGUAAUGUAAAAUUAAAAUGGGGAAAGAUAUUUAAUAUUUAAUACUAAGCUUUAAAAAGAAACCUACUAUCAUUGCUAUGUAUCUUGAUGCAAAGAUUAUGGUGAUAAUAAAAGAAAGUGCAGAAGGCACUUGGCAGUCAGAGA